This is a messenger RNA of Gongylonema pulchrum, 390 nucleotides long. NCBI's taxonomy places the organism in Eukaryota, Metazoa, Nematoda, Chromadorea, Rhabditida, Gongylonematidae. The record is from the annotation of a GenBank genome assembly.
AUGUGGGAAAUUGAUGCGGAACGAUCGAAAUAUGAACUGAGGACUCGCAGCUACCGAAAUGAUAAGAAACAGCUGGAGCGAGAGCUCGACAAAGCGGUGCAUCGCCUCAAAGAUAAUGCGGACAGGGACGAGCUGAUGGCUUACGAUAAUGAGAUUUCAUUAAACCAGCAAGACCAGUUAAUCGAAAAUACGGAGAGAUUGGAGAGAACAUCCAGGAGGCUUCAGGAUACCUACAGAAUGGUUAUCGAAACUGAGCAGAUUGGCGCAGAGGUGUUAGGUGAUUUAAAUUCUCAACGAGAAACAAUAACGCGGGCCCGUGAGCGUAUGCGACAAGCGGAUACAGAUUUGAAUCGAAGUCAUAAAGUGCUCUCAUUGAUGAUUCGCAGGUAA